Messenger RNA from Aspergillus steynii IBT 23096, 858 nucleotides. Its product is annotated as tyrosine-protein phosphatase. The record is from RefSeq and is a predicted model, not a curated record. Gene Ontology annotation, molecular function: phosphoprotein phosphatase activity. The transcript is spliced from 2 exons. Gene Ontology annotation, biological process: dephosphorylation. NCBI's taxonomy places the organism in Eukaryota, Fungi, Ascomycota, Eurotiomycetes, Eurotiales, Aspergillaceae. Bases 1 to 858 code for a protein of 285 amino acids.
AUGACAACUACCAUUUCUCCCCAUUAUAACCUCGCUGCCUUGCUAGCCACGGACAUUCGCGAAGAUCUUCCUGCGGAACAUGUCGCACACAUCAUCAGCCACCCGCCGUUUGUUUGCAUCCCCGGCACCUUCAACGUUCGCGAUCUCGCUGCUCCAGGACAGACCUUGCGGUCGGGAUACGUCUAUCGUUCCGGGGCCCUGAACAACCUCACAGACGAAGGUAAAUCGGCUCUGGUGCAGAAGCUAGGCAUCACCACUAUUUUUGAUCUACGGAAUGCCUCCGAGCGAGUCAAAUCACCAACCCCGGAAAUACCUGGCGCAGAAGUCAUCUGGAUACCGUAUUCGAGUGACCCUGGGGAAAUCGAUCUAAAAGCGUUUGCGAGGGAAGAGCAUGACUUGACGGGGUUUAUCGAUCUCUACCUUGAUACCCUGCGGAUUUCUGGCUCCACGUAUCGGAGAGUCUUUGAGCAUAUUCGGGACUGUCCGGAUGCGCCAUUCCUGUUUCAUUGUACCGCUGGCAGAGAUCGCACCGGUGUCCUCGCUGCCCUCAUCCUGCGUCUCGUGGACACGCCGCUGGAAGACAUCACGCAUGACUAUGCGCUUACCCGUAUUGGCAUUGAGCCCGUUCGCUCGUCCCUCCUGAGUAAGUUGAAGGGCCACGUGGGUGACUCUCACGAGAGUGCUGGACUGCUGGGGCUGGCGAGGCAGAAGGCUGGUGCCAUUGGAGCAUUCAUAGAAGUUUUUGAAUUGGAGUUUGGAAGCACCCAAGAAUACAUUAUCCAUGAGUUGGGACUCACGAAGAAUGACGUGCAAAGGAUCAAACAAAAUCUUGUACAUCAGUUGAAUGAUGAGGUCUGA